Messenger RNA from Paramuricea clavata, 2238 nucleotides. The record is from the annotation of a GenBank genome assembly. Lineage: Eukaryota; Metazoa; Cnidaria; Anthozoa; Malacalcyonacea; Plexauridae.
AUGACUGGCUUCGUCGACACAUACAAAGUCAAUUUAUCUGAUCCUUACUAUGGAUUCCAGUCAUGGAAUGAUUUCUUUACCAGGAAAUUGAAAAAUGACCAAGUUCGUCCCGUCGCUGAGCCUAAUAAUUCAUUUGUGAUCUGUUCUCCAUGUGAUGCCACUCCAUAUGUGAUCGGGAGAAACCCAAAGUUACGAAAUCAAUUUUGGAUAAAGUCACAGCCGUACAGCUUGCAACAUCUACUUGAUGAUGAAUUGUUGGCCAAGAAAUACGUGGGAGGCACUGUCUACCAAGCUUAUCUCCUUCCUAACAACUACCAUCGCUGGCAUGCACCGGUUGAUGGUACAAUAACGAAGGCAUACAUUAAGGAAGGCGCGUACUAUGCGCAAGCUCUGUCGGUGGGUUAUGAUCCAACAGGUACACAUUCAGUAGGUUAUUUCAGUCACGUGGAUACCCGAGCCAUAAUCCACAUUGAUACAGGGAACCCAAAUAUUGGUACCGUGAUCUUCGUCGCAGUUGGAAUAGCUGAAGUCUCAAGCUGUCAUAUUGAGGUAUAUUAUGGGGAUAAAGUGAAGAAAGGUCAUCUUCUAGGCACCUUCCGAUUUGGUGGAUCCGCGUACUGCCUCCUGUUUGAAAAGGGUGUAGAUAUUACAUUUGACGCUGAGCUACCAGAUGGGAAAUUGAAAACUGGUCUGCAAUUUGUCAACAGUGCUAUCGGUACAGUCGUAAUUACACCACACGGGCACUAAUUACUUGUGAAACGGUAGAAAUUAACCACCAUUAUCUUUUUGUUAACUUUGGUGAAAUAUAGUUGAACAGAAAUUUUGGUAUGUGAUCAUUUGAUAGUGAAUUCUCGGUGAAAAACUGUCAAACAAAACCGGUUUAGACAUUAUGGUGUAUUAGAAACUGUAGUUGUGGGAUUUAUUUUUUAGCCUUACGCACUGAGAAAAUACUGAAAUAUUAACGAACAGUAAUUACUAUUCUGAUGGGAAUAUACUGUAUCACCAUAUAGCGGUUAAUAUUUUUUAUUCGAUUAUAAACCUCGUUGUUUUGUGUUCUUUUGCCCGCGUCUAGGACUCACCAAUAAUCAUAAUUUGUCCCUUAUAUCAUCGUAUAACUUGCCUCUUUUUAUCAUAUUAAAUUAGGGUAGCAAAGGCGUCAAUCCUGGGGGGAAUGGGGGGGAGGACGAAUAUCUAGUUAUCCCCCCCCCCCACUUUUUAACAUGUUUAAUGAAGUUUUGUUGCUUGGUAAUCUAAAAACCUAAUGCCUGGUAUGCUAUUCAUCCAGAAUUGUGGUUGGAACGAAGUCUGUAACCGCUGGAAGAAAAUACUGACAUGGCAUAUGUUACGUAAAUGCUAAAAAACAUUAAAAUUUGUGUUAUAAUUUAUUAAUUUUAUAAACAUUUACAUAAUGGCGCUAUUGGUCACUUUCACUUCCUAUUCUAUCUGGCAAGCUGGAUUGAAUGACACCAUAAUUCAUUUCGCUAAUCAACAUAAUCGUAAGUUACUAAUUUAAAGACUAAAUUAAGAUUUAAGAUUAGAUAAGUCUAUAUUACCAUGUUCAAAAGUUCAAAUAUAGUAAAAUAUUAACCCUAAGCAUUCCAUUUUUGUAGUUUUUCGCCUGACGCCAAUUAAAAGUUGUAGAUUUUGCCGUGAUUGCAAUUUAACCAAAUGAUGUAGAGAUAGACUUACAAUCAUAAUUAUCAUUCCCAAAUGGCAAAUACUGACAAUUUAUACAACGAACAUGCCUCGAAAAAAUACCCCGAAACCUUCUAAACGUGCCAAACUAUCAGGAAUCGGACAUUUUUUAAGGAUCCACAGCAAGUUGAGCAAACCAGUACCCUAAAAAGUCACGCAUCGUCUGAUUCUGGUAACAAUCUACCUUCAACGCCAUCGACGCCAAUUGUAAAUCAGCGGCUAAGUGACGCAAUUCAUGUUGACAAUCCUCCAACUUCUUUGGCAGAGUUCGCAGAAAAUGACGAAGUGGAAAUCCAAGGGAUGUCUUGUGCGGCUAUAUCUCGACCCUCGCUGCCCAAUGAACAACUACCUUCCUCCGUAGUAUCCGGCUCUAACAAUUUGCUCACAAGUAACAGAUGCUCACCUGCAACAGUUUCGGCUUCGAGUCCAUUGACUGCAAAGUCGAACAAUUUCCUGAAAUUGAACCAGCCUAAUCAUCCAGAAGUGUCUGUUAUCCCUGCUCAGAAAUUAUCAACGCGAAAACUUUAUUUUCAAUCAAAGUGA